AUGUGGCGAGGAGAAUUUCAACGAACUCGACGUCGAAUACGACGAACCUUUUUGGUGCCAGCACUGGCUACCUUGGCUGCUUGCUUCGGCCUGGUUGCUGUUUCGGUGUCUACCUACCGAGAAAUGAGCAUCGUUCCAAUAGCCCACCGUCGAGUAGCUCGAGCAGCUAGUUAUGCUGAAUGUUUGCGAAGAAAGCUAGCCGCAAACGAAUCCUCAGAGCAAUUUCCGCCUGAUCUUUUCACCUUGGAACAACGAAGGCAUGGUGCUAUAAUUCUUCACCUCGGCGGACUAGUCUAUAUGUUCGUGGCAUUGGCAGUCGUAUGCGAUGAAUUUUUCGUGCCGAGCUUGGCUGUCCUUAUAGAAGUGCUUGGCAUUUCCGAAGACGUAGCUGGUGCCACUUUCAUGGCCGCCGGUGGAUCUGCACCUGAAUUUUUCACUUCGGUAUUUGGUGUGUUUGUGGCUCAGAACAACGUUGGUAUCGGUACCAUCGUAGGCAGUGCAACUUUCAACAUCUUAUGUGUUCUUGCUUUCUGUACCUUGUUCUCCCGAGAAGUCCUUCAUCUAACAUGGUGGCCAUUGUUCAGGGAUAUGACAUUCUACAUAAUCGCUUUGCUAUUCUUAGUGAUAUUCUUCUCUGAUGAGAAGAUAUCGUGGCAUGAAGCGCUCACUAUGUUCUUGAUCUAUAUCAUUUACGGAAUAUUCAUGAAAUAUAACACACAGGUGGAGAUGACUGUGAAGGCGUUUUUGAAAGGGAAUAGGACAUCGCAAAUGAAUUCCAUUGCAUCACCGUCUGACGUUGGUCCACAAUACAAUCGCGAACAUCGUAGAUCCAUCCCUAUGAUCCAUGGUGGAACACAACUGAGAAACGGACUUGCUCAAAUGGCAAUUGGAAGUGACGAUGAAGAGAGUGAAACAACACCCAAUGAAAAUGGCAAUGUGACUCAGGUGCAGACCAUAAAUGUGAAACCCGCUAGCGAAAAGAUGUUCGUGAAGACCAACAACCGCACGAUCACUACCGUUAGCGCGGCCGUGGAUGGACAUGGCAACAAGGUUACACCAAUAGAGAAUCCGACACCAAAGCCGCAGAGAACUGUCCAGAAUGGCAGUGGACAGCAGCAACCAUCAAAUGGACUACCUCUGCCACCACCUGACAAACAAUCGAUGACUACGGGAGACGAACAGCCUUUGGACCUCUCAUGGCCAGAAACUCAUCUCAAACGGUUUAUCUUCGUACUUUUGGCACCGAUCACAUUUCCGCUAGCUCUUACACUGCCCGAUGUGCGGAAGCCAUCAUGGCGUUCGUGGUUCAUUGUGACUUUCGUGGGAUCAGUUCUGUGGAUCGCGCUCUACUCAUAUUUAAUGGUUUGGUGGGCUAACACUAUUGGAGAAACCUUCGCUAUACCCACAGAGAUCAUGGGGCUUACUAUACUUGCUGCUGGUACCAGUAUACCUGACUUAAUCACAAGUGUGAUUGUUGCUCGCAAAGGUCUGGGGGAUAUGGCUGUAUCAAGCUCUAUUGGUAGCAAUCUUUUUGAUAUCUGCGUAGGGUUGCCAAUCCCAUGGUUGCUAUACUUUAUCGUUGCACUAUUUCGGUGGAGCAGUGGCUCAUUCCCUACUGUGGCAGUGAUCUCAAAUGGAUUGAUCUGCAGUGUGGGGAUGUUGUUUUUGAUGUUGGUCUUCCUGGUAUUUGCCAUUGCCAUGUCUCGGUGGCGCAUGGAUAAAAUAUUUGGUUUUGUGAUGAUUAUCGCCUAUGUAGCAUUCUGCAUAUUCAGCGUCUUCCUCGAAACUGGUCAAAUAGUUUGCCCAUUACGGAUAUCUGAAGCUUGUUGA
Cylicocyclus nassatus is the source of this 1830-nucleotide messenger RNA. The record is from the annotation of a GenBank genome assembly. NCBI's taxonomy places the organism in Eukaryota, Metazoa, Nematoda, Chromadorea, Rhabditida, Strongylidae.